AUGGCUCCGAGCGUGCUCUUGGGCUUGCCUGGCCCAUGGGCCAAGGACGAUCGACUGGCCCCCUUGGGCGGAUCACCCGCCACCGCAUCUGCUGCACUGCGCGCUCUGCCAUGGGCCACUCUCCCUCGUGCUGCAGGUGGGUGCCAGUGCGCCCUAUGCAGAUUAUCGUUCUGCCUCUGCUCCCUAUCCCCCUUCUCCGCCCCUCCCUCUCCACUCUCCUCCCCCCUUCCUCCCCUCCUCCUCUACGCAUUUGGCUUCCACUCACCCCACGCACUCGUCUGGUUCCUCGACUUCUUUUUGUCUUGCCAUGCCUAUGCCCCGCUCUCCCUUCCCGCAGCAGCAGACAGUGCAGCAGCAGGGGUGACACGUGGCAGCCUGCAAGUGGAGGAGCGGGUGCUGUACAUGUUUGCAUGCGCCAAUGGGGGAAGAGAGGGGGAGAAGGAAGAAAGCGGGGGAACGGGGGGGGAUGCUGCCUCCGCCCUCCCCCCAUUUGGGGACCUCUCCUCUGUGUUUGGGGACGUGGUGGUGGGGGGAAGCGCGGGCGCAGGGCCGGAUGGGGAGGGGGAGGAGGGGGAAGGAGAGGGCCAUGUGCUGCUCAGGCUCAAGGGUGAGGCACUGUGGGCGGGGUGGGUGAGAUGCACGGUGAGGGGGGGCAUAUGGAGGAAUCAUGGUGGGAGGAGCAUGGUGGGGGGAAGCAUGGUGGGGGGAAGCAUGGUGGGGGGAAGCAUGGUGGGGGGAAGCAUGGUGGGGGGAAGCAUGGUGGGGGGAAGCAUGGUGGGGGGAAGCAUGGUGGGGGGAAGCAUGGUGGGGGGAAGCAUGGUGGGGGGAAGCAUGGUGGGGGGAAGCAUGGUGGGGGGAAGCAUGGUGGGGGGAAGCAUGGUGGGGGGAAGCAUGGUGGGGGGAAGCACGGGGGGGGGGCGGCGCAUGGCGGGGGGGAAGCAUGGCAAGGGGCGCAUUGAAGGGGGGCAUGGCAGGGGGAGCAGUGGGGGGUGGAGGGGGGGUGGGCAUGCAGAGGCCUUGCCUGUUUUGAGCCUUCCCUGGUGGCGGAUCAUCCGCCUGCAGCAGCUUCCCUCCCAGCAACCGCCGCCACCACCAGAACAAACGGCACGAGCAGCAGCAGCAGCAGCAGCAGCACCAGCAGCAGUGGCAGCGUCAUCAUGGGGGGAUGCAAGUUCGUGGGAUGCAUGCAGCACAGCAACAGCAGACAGCUGGGGGCUCACACCCCCACCCUCAGAUGCUUCAGGUGCCCCUUCAGGUGUCACUUCCACAUCAGGUUCGGAGUGGGGUGUAGCAGCAGGAGGAGAGUGGGGCACUGGCACCGGAGCAUGUGACAGUAACGAGUUGGGGUCCCAAGUGGUAACCCCCCCGCUUGCAUCUCUUGAUGCUCUCUCCGCGUCCCUCAGUGCUGCCGCUGCCAAGGCUGCUGCUGGCACUGCUGGGGAGUCCAAUGCAGCGGGGAAGAAGGAUAAGAAGGCAGCUGUAGGCAGGGAAGCAUCGGCAGGAGGAGCAGCAGGAGCACAGGUGGCAUGCUCAAAUCUGGGUGCUCUGCGGGUGCUACCGUGCUUCUACGUGUUUUCGGAGGAAGAGGAGGCGACAGGCAGAGGCAGAAGCAGGGCAGCAGCAUCAGCGGCAGCGGUGCCUGGCUCAAGAGAUGGGGCGGAUGGGGUGGCAGCGAUGCAGGUGGAGGGGGGUGCGGGGGAGGGCGAGAAGUGGGAGGGGGAGGGGUAUGAGUACGACCAGGCGCGCACCGUGGGGCGCCCGUACCUGCGCUUCAAGAAGCGCCUCGACAAGCAGCCCCAGCAGUGUGUCAGGUGUGGUGCAGUGCAUGUGGUGUGGUGCGGUGUGUGGGUGAGGUGUGGCUUGGUUGGUGCAUGGGUUAGGCAUGGUGGUGGUGCGAGUGCCAGGUACCGCUUCAACGGCCACCCCAUCUGGCCCUGCGCUCCGCCGCCCCUCCUCCCAGAGGCAUCCCGAGCCUGCCCUCUGUGCCACGCCCCCCGCGUGUUUGAGUUACAGCUCAUGCCGCCGCUGCUCUUCUACCUGCUGGAGGCUCUCAGGGAGCGGCAGGAAGGGGAGGGUGAGGGCAGUGGGCAGGGUGACGGGGGAAGGAGGGAGGUGGGGUAUGGGGAGGUGGCGGAGUGGGAGUGGAUGACUGUUGCUGGCUUCACUUGCUCGCAGGUGAGAGUGGUGGUCUGGGAGUGA
Closterium sp. Naga37s-1 is the source of this 2199-nucleotide messenger RNA. The record is from the annotation of a GenBank genome assembly. Lineage: Eukaryota; Viridiplantae; Streptophyta; Zygnematophyceae; Desmidiales; Closteriaceae.